Molecule: messenger RNA, 868 nt
Organism: Mus caroli (Ryukyu mouse)
Lineage: Eukaryota; Metazoa; Chordata; Mammalia; Rodentia; Muridae
Product: ferritin light chain 1-like
Biological process (GO): intracellular iron ion homeostasis; iron ion transport
Cellular component (GO): cytoplasm
Molecular function (GO): ferrous iron binding; ferric iron binding
Source: RefSeq, a predicted model, not a curated record
AGCGCCUUGGAGGUCCGGUGGAUCUGUGUCUUGCUUCAACAGUGUUUGAACGGAACAGACCCGGGGAUUCCCACUGAACUCGCUUCCAGCCGCCUUACAAGUCUCUCCAGUCGCAGCCUCCGGGACCAUCUCCUUGCUGCCUUCGGCUCCUAAGACCAGUCUGCACCGUCUCUUCGCGAUUAGCUCCUACUCCGGAUCAGCCAUGACCUCUCAGAUUCGUCAGAAUUAUUCCACCGAGGUGGAAGCUGCCGUGAACCGCCUGGUCAACUUGCACCUGCGGGCCUCCUACACCUACCUCUCUCUGGGCUUCUUUUUUAAUCGGGAUGACGUGGCUCUGGAGGGCGUAGGCCACUUCUUCCGCGAAUUGGCCGAGGAGAAGCGCGAGGGAGCCGAGCGUCUCCUCGAGUUGCAGAACGAUCGCGGGGGCCGUGCACUCUUCCAGGAUGUGCAGAAACCAUCUCAAGAUGAAUGGGGUAAAACCCAGGAGGCCAUGGAAGCUGCCUUGGCCCUAGAGAAGAACCUGAACCAGGCCCUCUUGGAUCUGCAUCUCACCACCCAGUCCCAGGGUGAGGUAUACAUUGUACCCCAUGACCUCAGCUCUGCAUUCAUCUCAGAUCUCACACUGGUCAUGAAGUGGCUGAAGUCCCUGGAGAUUCAGGAACCCAGUGUAGCCACCAACACAAGAGAGCUGGUGCUGGCCUCCGCUUUCCUGCCAGAUACUCCUGCUGGCCUGCAUGGGCUCAACUGGGGUGGAAACGCUAUUUCUCUUUUUGCUAUCAUCAUCAUCACCACCACCAUCAUCACCAUCAUCAGUGAAGGUCGGCGUGAGGUCUCCCUGGACCUGAAACAGCCGCUGUUCAGGUCCUGA